UCACAUUAUUGAUCGGUUUCAAAACUCCGUGUGCGUCGUCUGGCUUGCCGGCUUAUUCGACGGUUAAUAAUUAGAUUAUACAGUAACAAAACAAAAUUUAAUACAUCACUGUAAAAUGUCAGUUCACAAUAUCUUAUUGGAUUUCUCGAUUGAAGCGGCCCGUCUGGAAGAUGAAAACGGCCAAAAAGAUAUCUUUGGACAAUUGGAAACUCUAUUAAAAGAAUAUAUACCAAAUUUGAUCCUAGCCACCGACAUAAAAUUGGAAGAUGGUUCAUUGAAAUUAUUAACCGGUAAUAAAGGAACGACUGUAUCCGUUAGGAUGUUUGACCGAGGUUUCAUUACUUUAAAUAUUGAAUUUUACAAGGGCGGAAAUGAGGAGUCCGUGAUCGAUCACAAGACUGCCAAAGAACUUGAAAGCAAAAUAAAAAAAUAUAUUUCUAGUAUAAAGUCACAAACAUAUAUUCCACUAAAGAGAUGUUUGUUUGGUAGAUAUUAUCCUAGUUCAGAUGGACGUCUCCUGGAAUAUGAUAUUGAUGAAGUUGUAUUUGAUCAAGAAUCUCCAUUCCAAAGAGUUCAAAUUGUUCAUUCUAAGUCAUUAGGAAACAUGUUAGUGCUGGAUGAUUUACAAAAUAUCUCAGAAGCUGAUCUAAUUUACACUGAAACUUUGAUGCAGAGAAACAAGGAGAAUUAUGAAGGAAAGGAAAUUGUCAUACUCGGAGGGGGCGACGGCGCGCUGCUGUACGAGCUGCUAAAAGAGAAGCCGAAGUACGUGUGGAUGUUGGAAAUCGAUGAACUAGUCAUGAACGCCUGCAACAAGCACCUCAACUCCAUCUGCGGCGACGUACUCGAGAAACGCAAGGGGCCUAACUAUGAGAUAAUCGUCGCCGACUGCAUGAUCACCGUCAACAAGUUCAUAAAGGAGGGCAAGAAAGUUGACUACAUCUUCGGCGACCUCACCGACAUCCCCAUCUCCGACACCGUAGAGGGAGAAAUCUGGGAAUUCAUGAUCACCAUCCUCAAAGCUUCCUUCAGAAUAUUACGGUCUUCUGGGAAGUUUAUGACGCACGGGAACGGUGCGACAUCCGGCGAGUCCUUGCAACUGUACGAACAAGAGUUAUCCAAACUCGAUCCUCCGGUCGCCUUCCAAAGGAGCAUGGCGUUCGUGCCUUCGUUCUUCGAGGACUGGAUCUUCUACCAAAUCACUUUCAAGGACAAAGGAACUGGAGAUGAUUAACAAAACGCCAAAUAAUUGUUGUAGAUUACAAAUCUAAGUCAAUUUUUUUUUUGUCAAAACUAUUUUGUAUUUAGUUCACAGAUUGAUUGUUGAAUGAACGAAAAAUGUACAGCUUGUUAAUAAGCAGUAGUGUUAAAUUAGGAAUUUAGCAUUAGAAAUGUAAUAAAUAGAAUGUUGUUUUAUAUGACGAACGAAUUUUGUAUAAGAAAUUUAGAAGUAUCUAUGGAGCUCUGUUUAAUGUUUCAUACCUCUAGUUCCUCUACCUCAAAAAACAUUAGUAUAUUUAAUUUAACUGCAAUACAAUUCAAAACAGAGGACUCCUUGACAAAUAUAUAAAUGCUAUUAAAAUUUAUAUGAAAAUUCACAAUGUAAAGUUUAUUAGAAGCAUUGAUGUUUAAAAAAUAUUCAAUGUGUUACCAUUACGUAUGCAAUACGAAUUAGUUUUCUAUAUUAGAUAAGGGAUGUGGAAGAUGUAUAAAGUUGUGUAUAUACUAAGUUAUGUACCCUCAUAAGACUUUAUACGUACUCUGUUAGCAUAAUUGAAUUAUUUACUAACUGUGAAAUUAUAAUUUUGAACGAACUAAAAUUGUGUUUUACAUCGACGUGCGCGACUUCGUCACACGCUAGCAAUGCAUUAAUCUAUAUUUCCGAAAGCCCGUUCAAGUUGUAUAAUUAGUGUGUACAAUUCAAGCUUAUCACAUUUUUUUUUUCGUUUAAUAAAAACUUCCCAAAACAAUUUAUUUUUUAUUAAAUAGGUUAAGAUUGUUAUGUUAAAGAUCUACCGCUUAAAGUUUUUUAAGGAAAAGUAAUAUCGUAAUCUAUGAUUUAAAUCAGAAUUUCCCAAAGUGGGCGAUAACGCCCCACUGCAGGUGCUUCAGGUCUAAAGAGGGCGAUAAGAGACCCAGAAAAAUAAUUUUGGGAGCCCCUGAUUUAAAUGAUACACAAUCGGCAUUUUUUCAAUGGCCUGCAUAGGCUUUAGGAGAUGGAAAAAGUGAAAAAUUGCGCAGGAAAUUCCAAUUAUAU
Bombyx mandarina (wild silkworm) is the source of this 2257-nucleotide messenger RNA. RefSeq names its product spermine synthase (gene Sms). Gene Ontology annotation, biological process: spermine biosynthetic process. Gene Ontology annotation, molecular function: spermine synthase activity. The record is from RefSeq and is a predicted model, not a curated record. NCBI's taxonomy places the organism in Eukaryota, Metazoa, Arthropoda, Insecta, Lepidoptera, Bombycidae.